CUGCGGGGCCCGUCCGCUCCGCUCGGGCGGCAGCCGCCGCUGCCCGCCGGGAGGUGAGGUCUCCUGCGGUCCGGUCUUCGCGGGCGACCCAGCAGGAAUCAGCUGGAAGCCGCUCAGGCGGGCCCGGCUUGGGUCGGUCGUGACCGGGCAGGAACACUUCAAGAAUGAGUCCACCACAAGAUAGGAGUAGAAAUUCCUGCAGCAGUGAGCCUCUGGCAAAGUGCCUUCAAGCAAAGAAGGACUUGGAAACAGCUAUAUCUGGAAUUGUCAAAGCUGAACAGCAGAUUAAAGAGAACUGGCGGGAGGUAAAAGCGAAGAUUCACAGCCACAUAAGCCGCCACCUGGAAUGCCUGCGCAGUCGUGAAGUUUGGCUGUUUGAGCAGGUAGAUCUCAUUCAGCAGCUGAAAGAGGAGGCAUUGCAGCAGCAGGCACAGCAGCUCUACUGGUAUUUGGGACAAUUCAAUUGCCUUAUUCAUCAGCUGGAACGCUCCUAUAGCAACGAACUAGCAAACCAGAUCUCAGUUUGCCUGGAGAGACUGGAAAGUCUUACUCUUAAACCAGAGGAGUCUUCCAUCCUUAAUUUUGAGGCUGACACAUCUUACCUUCGCCAGGCUAUUACCUCCUUUGGUUCAAUUAAAACGAUGCAGACCUCAGAGAGAGAGAAUACUUCUCCCUGGUUCCCAGGGCAGAAUUGUGCCCUGAUGAACUGUGAGCAGCAGAAAACAUUGUGUGGGACAGUGAGUGCCUCACUUGCUGACUGGUUACUUGGAAGCAGACCUGUGGGUGUUUGCCAGGCUCCUUAUGUUCCCAGCACCAAUCUUGAAGAAUGGGUUACGCAAAAAUGUGUGUCAGAACCCAGCCAGGAUUUAAAUGCUUCCAAGGUCUGUUAUUUUGAGCAAGCCUGGGGAAAUCUGAAAGAUUUGGAAAACUGGCUUCUGCAGAAUCAACAGCGUGAUGUUGCUGGGAAGACAGACUCCCCUGGCCGCAAGGAUUCCACCUCUACUUUCAACUCAUCCUUUUCCACUGUUGAAAAGGUGGAGGAAUUGGAAUCCCUUGGACAAGAAGAGAUAGACCUUUCUGACUGGCUGCUUACUCCCAACACAGAAAAUGGAAGUACUGCUUCAGAUGAGAAAUGGAAGUAUGAAUUUAAACCUUUUAGGGAAGAAUUUAAUUUGAAUGAUUGGCUCCUCAAAGCUGAAACGUGUACCAGUUGUUGUGGCAGCCAGAUCAAAAGUGUGGAAAUUGAGAACCUGGGAAAUCUGAAGUGCCUGAAUGAGCAUCUUGAUGGAAAGAAAUCACCCACUACAUCUCCUGUAAAUGCUUGGCUUCUUCAGCAUCCCCAGGCCCCAUUUAAAGUGGAAGAUGUGUGCAAAGCUAAUGAGCUGUGUGCCACCUUUUCAGAAUGUGUGUGUGAUGAAAACUGUGGCAAAGAGGCUCUGUGUAAAUGGCUUCUGAAGAAAGAAGGGAAGGAUAAAAAUGGAGUUCCAGUCAGCCAGAAAGAUGUACUGAACCCUGAGCACGAGAAGACCAAGUCUGCUGCCAAUACUUGGCUUAACCCCGCACAGCAGCUCACGGGGCAACUGGCUAGUGCAGAGAAAGCAGAUUAUUCAGCAGAGAUCGCAGAACCCUUGAAAGUAUUGCUCGAAAGGCCUCUGACAAGCUGGCUGGCCAAGUCUGAGCACAAAGCAGAAAGUGCAGAAGAAAAAGCGAGUAGGGAAAAAGCAGAUAAUAGUUUCAAGACUCCUUUCCUAGACCUCUUGGCUCCAUUCCACCUCCCCUUGAAUGUAAACAGUUGGGUGUUGACUUCAAACAACUUAGAAAAUGCUAACCCACCUCCAGCGGAAGAUAAAUGGCUUCUACGCAAGAAAGCACAAGACUUUGGCCUUCCUGCAGUUUGUGACCUUUUUGCCUGUAUGAAACUCAAUGGAGAUAAAGAAAAAUGGCUGUAUCGGACUCCUUUGCAGAUGUGAAGAACUGGAAGCAUCAGAAUUAUCCCCUUCCUGCUGAUCAAUCGCACAUCAUGCUGAGUGACUGCAGCCAGCUGAAUUCUUGUGUUUUGUGUUUGGCCGUCUGCUUUUUCUUCUAAAAUUGUAACAAAAAGAAAGAUUAUUCAUAUAACAGAGUUACAGUGCAGAAGAUGCCUUUUCAUUAGGAUUAAUUCUGAAAUGUAAACCCACUGAGCAUAAGCAAUCCGAUACUAUAGAGGUGUUAGUAAAUUCGUAUCUUGUUAUGGGACUAUGUGAAUCUUCUUUAAUGGGUUGUCACUUGAAGUAUGUUGAAGCCAGUGCAAGUAUAAAGCAAAAUCUCUCUGGUGCUGUAAAAGGUCCACCUUUGGCAGUGACUUCAGAAGUGUUGCCAUUCCUUUUAGCUGCUACAACUUUGCCAUGAGUUAGGUUCCUGCUUACUGGGAUUGCAAGAUAACUUAGGCUGUAUUUGGAAGCAGUUUCUUUUACUGAGCAGUUGCUAACUUCUAUUGGUGUGUCUCCUAGCUGAGUAUGUGUAGGCCAGAUUUUGAAAAAGACAUGAAUUUAUGGGACCUGACAUGUGACAGGAGAAUUCGUAACUUGGUUUUGAAUGAAAACUUUGCUUCCAAAUUUUUAAGCCAUUCAGAGAACAGGGUGGGGGGUUAAUUUUCAUGCAUCAGUAGAUCAGAUCAUACUGCUUUUAAUAACUAUUUGAAUUUCACUGAAAAAGCUGUAAGAUGAAAUUUGUACAUUUCUGCUAGUUUUAGAUAAUUCAUAAUGAACUUUUAUUGACUAAACCACUGGAAAGCAAGCAUCUUAGCCACAUAAUAUUUGAAGGUAAUAUUUGGGGAAUUUGAUGCCUUCUCAUCAGGUUGAUGUCAUGCUCCUUGAUUGGGAAACACUAACUUGGCAAUCUGCCUGGCUCCCACUGAUCCAUUUUAAAGAUACUUAAUCUGUGGGUUUCCAUGUUGAUAUGCAUAUGGAAGUGGGGUCGAGUAACUCUGAUCCCUGUAGCUGUGGACGUAAUAUGAGCAAUGCCUCUUCAGGUAUUCGGCAUUUUGAGCCCACAGGACAGAGUGUGGAGAUGUUAGAUGGAAAUGCGGAUCACGCCUGUCAGCUUGCAUGAAAAACUGUGAAGUUACAUAGUUUCUGGUGCAGCUUCUACUCACUUAACAAAUUGCUCUUAAUGACUAUAACAAUAGCCUCCCCUUCUCCCCAUCCCUGCAGCCUGCUUGGGAAUAAAAGUGAUUGCAGUUCUUCACAACCCUGUAGAAAAGAAAUUACUAGCAAGACCCAAUCUUGGUAUCACUUUUCAGUGUGAACACAUUCCCGUCUGGUAGAACCUGUGCAUUUGGUUAAAAAUAAGUUUUUAGUCUGAGAGGGGGACAUUGCAUGUCUGAAACCAGACCCCAAAAGGGCUUAACAUCAGUGGACCACUCGAGUGGUUUGUACUUUCAUAGCUGGGGCUUUCUGCUGGAAGCAGAAAGAUGUUUUUGAAGUUCACUUUCCCCUUUGAACGUGUCCUUGUUGUGGCAUGGGAAGACUGCACUGUGACCAACUCCAAUAAUAGCCUAAUUUGAUUAGCAGUUGAACUUAAUGAAGGUGAUUGAUGUGCAGCCCACCUCUUAUAAUUCCUUGUAGUUGUCAUUGUGUGCUACUUUGUCAGUUCAUUAUGAGCCUCUAAAACUUGGGGGUAUGUAUUCCUUUACUUACUCAUCUGACUUGUUCUCACUAAUUGAUAUUUAUGUAAAACAUUGAUUUGUCUUUUCCAUUAAAAAUAAUUGCAACCAAAGGGUGUGGUACAUCUCCUUUGCAAGAUGGUUAACAGAAAAUGCUGCGGCAUGUUGCCUAGUUAACUUACAUUUGGAUGUGGCUGCAGCUGUGCUUCCAUCCCUGUACUGGACUCACGUGUCUGGGUUCUUUAUUCCACCGCUGCCGGCACUUGCACGGAGCCCCGCUCUGAAAGCUGGGAAGCCCUGGCACCAGGUACACACCUAAUGGGUAACUCCUGCCAACUACUGCACUGCACUGUAAGCCCCUGGACACGCGGCUGGUAUGCCUAAAUCACCCAGCCUUCACUCGGGUGCAGUAAGAAACACAGGUUUAGACAAAAUGACGUGUUUGUUUCUUACCACUCUUGAAUACUUAAGGAAGAUUUAUGGAUUUUAGCAGCCUUCAGUCCUCUUCUACCAUGGCUGUAGAACAUCGCUGGUGUGGCUGCGCAAUUGGAAUUUGGUUCCUCUCUGGCUCCUCUGCUGUCCUGGUUUUUGAACAUCAGGCUCCCUGCAUGUUUUGUUCCUCCUUUGAGGAUUUUCCAUUCCUCUAAACUCCAGGCUGCGUUGUACCGUAACGAACGUUCUUAUGAGACAGCAAGCAGCUGGGCCUGGCAGCCUUUCAACCACAGUACCUUGAAUUUGCUGUGUGGGUGUGCACACACACAGUUUUUCCAAACGGACUAGAGGUUCUUUGUUAGAAGCAGCCACAUGCAGAACUGAACGUGUAUCUCGAGAAUAGCUUUCAAAGACAGGGAAAAAAAUACCGCAGGUCUUCCAAAGACAAGGAAAAGAGAGUAGCCGGAGCAGAGAAUGCUUUUCUUGGCUUCUCUGGGUAACAGUUGAAGACCUUGUUUUGAGCAAUCUGGGAUUAUUGGGUUGUACUGAGGAAUGGGGUCCUCUCUGAAAUGCUUAAUUCGAUUUCUCUUCCCUCCUGGUGGAGCUGGAGCAAUUACCUCCUGCUUCUCCCUCAGCUGAGUUUCUGUAACAAACGAAUCCUCCUAACUUGGUUCUGUGCAAAAUAACCAAAGUGCUUUCUGGUCACGUACGCAUUGGUGAAAGUCUUUAGCUUUAUGGCGAAUUUCAGGUGGGAGACUCUUUACAAGCCGAGAGCCUGCC
Molecule: messenger RNA, 4855 nt
Organism: Haliaeetus leucocephalus (bald eagle)
Lineage: Eukaryota; Metazoa; Chordata; Aves; Accipitriformes; Accipitridae
Gene: NCOA4
Product: nuclear receptor coactivator 4
Exons: 10
Coding region: 165-1970 (601 amino acids)
Biological process (GO): intracellular iron ion homeostasis; response to hormone
Molecular function (GO): transcription coactivator activity
Source: RefSeq, a predicted model, not a curated record